AUGUCAAGGCAAGCCCCAUUGGUGAUCGACAAUGGUACGGGUUAUACCAAGAUGGGCUUCGCAGGUAACUCUGAACCAUCCUUCGUGUUCCCAACCGUCAUCGCUACUCAUCAAUCAGCUUCAUCCGGAUCAUCAAACACGUCGGGUGGUUCAGGUGCAAGGGCACCGCCUCCCAUAGCUGGAAAACCAAGUCAUCUGGCGAGUAAGAGGGGAAUAGAGGAUUUGGAUUUCUUCAUUGGUGAUGAGGCUGUUGCCAACUCAAAGACGUACUCCCUCCACUACCCUAUCCGACACGGUCAGAUCGAGAACUGGGAUCACAUGGAGAGAUUCUGGGAGCAAUGUAUCUUCAAAUACCUAAGAGCUGAACCAGAGGAUCACUAUGUUUUACUCACCGAACCUCCUCUUAACCCACCUGAAAACAGAGAGAACACCGCCGAGAUCAUGUUCGAAUCUUUCAACGUACAGGGAUUGUACAUCGCCGUACAAGCCGUGCUCGCCCUCGCUGCUUCAUGGACUUCUUCAAAAGUCAAUGAACGAACUUUGACUGGUGUUGUGAUUGAUUCUGGAGACGGUGUUACUCAUACAAUCCCUGUCGCUGAGGGUUAUGUCAUCGGAUCAUCCAUCAAACACAUCCCUAUCGCCGGUCGAGAUAUCACUUAUUUCGUUCAACAAUUGCUGCGUGAUAGAGGUGAAAGUGCACAGAUCCCACCAGAGGAUCAACUGAGAGUUGCCGAGAAGAUCAAGGAGGACUACACUUAUGUCUGUCAAGAUAUCGUCAAAGAGUUCAAGAAGUACGACGCGGACCCUUAUAGAUACUUUGCUAGAUUCGCUGGAGAACACAGUGUGACUGGACGAAAAUACGACCUUGACGUAGGAUACGAGCGAUUCCUUGCCCCUGAGAUCUUCUUCAACCCAGAAAUCUAUUCCUCCGAUUUCCUCACUCCUCUCCCUGAAGUAGUAGACACCGUCAUUCAAACCUCUCCCAUCGAUGUGAGAAGAGGAUUGUACAAGAAUAUAGUGUUGAGUGGAGGUUCAACCAUGUUCAAGGAUUUCGGUAAGAGGUUGCAACGGGAUGUCAAAGCUAUUGUGGAUGGUAGAAUCGCUGGAAGUGAGGAAAGAUCGGGAAGUCAUAUGAAGUCAAGCGGUGUAGAAGUCAACGUCAUCUCCCACAAACGACAGAGAUACGCUGUAUGGUAUGGAGGUAGUUUGAUGGCUUCUACUCCGGAAUUCUACAAUGUCUCUCACUCUCGAGUAGAUUACGAAGAAUAUGGACCAUCGCUCGUCCGUAGGUUCUCAGUGUUUGGUAGUGCGGUAUAG
Kwoniella botswanensis is the source of this 1317-nucleotide messenger RNA. RefSeq lists its product as uncharacterized. Gene Ontology annotation, biological process: Arp2/3 complex-mediated actin nucleation. Gene Ontology annotation, cellular component: Arp2/3 protein complex; actin cortical patch. The coding region runs from base 1 to 1317 and encodes 438 amino acids. Lineage: Eukaryota; Fungi; Basidiomycota; Tremellomycetes; Tremellales; Cryptococcaceae. The transcript has 11 exons. The record is from RefSeq and is a predicted model, not a curated record. Gene Ontology annotation, molecular function: actin filament binding.